AACAAAGGAUCGAAAGUGUGGUUGUAAACGGAAAGUGUGGCUAAACCUUAACAACCAACCUCAUGAAACAAUGGACGCUGUGUGUGUUUCAUUUCACCUUUCAAAUAUUGUGUUGUAUUCUAAACUAAAAAGGCACAAGCCAGAAUCCCCGUGAGCAGUGACACACCACAGUGAAACGCAUACUAAAACGUACUAGGUAGCAGCGUUUUACGUAGUACACAUCCGCACACAUAUAAAACCGUGUCGUGUCGGGUAUUACUUACGCAUUCGGAUUUGGGGGGGAAAACACAAUAGAGUAAUGGUUUGCGAGGAAUCGUCAUCGCAAACAGCUCCAUCCUCGGAGCUCUUCAAAAUCGCUUCGUCUUCCUCUUCCGCCGAAUCCAACUUUCGUGAACUCGAUGAUGCAUUCCUCCAGUGUGAAAAUAUUUAUAGUAUCAAAAUUAAAGUCGAGAAACAUCUCUUGCUUAUUUAUGGAGGAGCUUUCUAUUCUUCAAUGUGGAAUUUGGGAUGGUAAAUGGUAGCGGGUUCUGUUGGCAACUGGCGCCAGACUGCAAACUUCAGCUUUUAAACAAUGUAAAGUUAAAGAACCAAACGAGAAUUUGGCUAGGAGAAGUAUUGCAGAUAAGACUAGAUGAGCAACUCAUUAUAUCAGAACUACUUGCGGAUGGAGAAUUGCUGUUUCAAGUGUCAAAAGUGGUGUGGAAAUUGCUGUUGUCAAAGCAUAUGGAGCUAAGGCAUACGAAAGCAUACAAAAUCCAGCCAUUUGCUUCUAAGAACAUUGCGAGAUAUAGGCCUUAUUCUAAUGUUGAUUCAUUUCUGAAGAUUUGCAAAAUUUUGGGAUUGACUGGGGUUGAUCUCUUCUCUCCAUCAGAUGUAGUUGAGAGAAGAAAUACUCGAAAAGUUUGUAUGUGUAUACGCUCAUUCUCCAAAAAAUCAAGAUCUAUGAAUAUAAAUGUUCCAGAUUUUGACAUUGUGACACGUAUGGUAGCCAUGCCCAAGGAUUUGGUUGGAUGUAGGCGUAGAAGCAUAGAGCUAUCUCAUAGCAUCCUAGCUGAUUCCUCUUGUAGCUAUUACUUACAAAAACUUGCAAGAAGAAAAUCUAGACAGGGUUAUUCCAUCAUAGGUUCCACCGGAGACAACGAGACACAUUCUGGCCAAUCUGUGGACCCAGAAAACAAACAUUUAGUAUUUCAAUAUGAUGACUUACAUACUGAUGACUUGUAUGAUUAUACAUCAGAGAGAAACUACAUAGCAUCUCCAAUGGUUGAACACGUUUAUAUGCCUGAAGAUUUAGAUCAAUUGAACAUUCAAAACCAAGAAAAUUUUAAUGAUGACUUUGAAUUGUUAUGUUCAAUGGAAUCAUUGGAAUAUCCUUGCUCUGAGGAUAUAGAGCAUGCUUGUGAGCUGACUUUGCCAUCAUCCCCCCAAGGGGAUUUACAUACUGACCUUAUUGAUAUGACAUCUCAUUUAGAUACUAAAACGGAACAAGUCCAAGAAAGUAGAAGUAUUAUGGACUUUGAUUACUUUGAGCAUGUGUCGAUAAGCAGCAACUCCUCUGUCAUUGUGACUCCUAAUAAUGUCAGAAAAACAGGUAAAAGGGAUGCUAGCUCACUUAUGAAAGAUAGAGAGGACCAUGAUCUGUUUCAUGAUGAAAAUGUUUCGCCAACUGUAUAUCUAAGUGCUAGUUCUCAUGGUUCAAAUCCAACCCCACAAAGUGCUGAAAAUGGUAGAUGUUUUGAAAUCGGUGACGAUAAGGAAGUUCUGCUAGUAGCUUGCAUGAACUGUUAUUCGAGGGAAGCGAUGAACUUGGGAGAUCAAGUUGAUGCAGAGAACAAUUUUAAGAAUAACGAUUCUUUUAAAGUGCAUAAGGACAAGAAUGAUCAAUGGGACAAGAUAAAAGAAGAACAUGAAUCUCAAGGCACGGUGAAAUGCAGAGAAAUGCCAUAUCAAAUCAUUUCUAGUGCAGGAUAUUCUUAUUCUGUAAUAAAAAUUGAGGAAACCGAGCCUUCAUUGUAUUCUCCUGAUUGUUACUUCUGCAAUACUAAUUCUUCUGAUAAAGUUGUUCCUCAUAGCAAUGCCACUAGCUCAAUUUUACUGAAAAAGUUUCUAGCAUAUGAAGAGAGAGAGUCUCAAGUUGAUUUGAAGUGCUUGGAUAAUGCUGGUUGCAACCAAUCUGAGGAGUCACUGUCCUGUCAGUCUUAUUAUUUGCCUGAGUCUUGUAAAUGGGAUCAGAAAGGAAAAUGUGCUGCAACAUCAUAUAAAGAUAUCAAAAGUUCAUGUUUUUUGGAGGAUGUCUCACAUGUGGAAAUUACACCUUGUAUACAAAAAGCUUCUGAAGUCUUGUCCACUGAUGGUAAAGAGCUAAACAUCGAUUCUCUGGCUCUGGCCUCAAAUGCUCUAGCUGCAGAUGACUGUGAAAAAUGUUCCACUCUUGGUGAAGAUUCUAAUGAUUUCUGCAAAGGUGACACAACUCAAGACAUUGGACAGCGAGGUCAGAGAGUACUAGAUAUCAUAACCAAUGAUGUUGUCAUCCCUGCUAACUGUGAUCAUCAAGCAUUUCAAUAUGAAAAGGAUCCUGUUUACCAUUCAGAACAUACUCGUGAGGUGCAUAAUAAAGAAGAAAUAAAACAAGAAGAUGAGCACGUGCACUUAGAAAAUUUAGUUGGAACAGAAGAGGGAGGUAUACAAAUAAUACCAAAAGCAAAACCUCAAAAGAAGCUACUGCUAAAAUCAGUCUUGGGUGGUGCAGCUGCUGUUGGUUUGUUGUUUAUGAUUUUGCACUUAAGGAGGAAUGGCGAGGAAAAAGCUGCACAACCAAGUAUAGCAUCUAGUGAUAAAGGCAAAGAGAAGAUUCAGAAAAAAUCUACUCAGAAAGUAAAAAGAAGUACAACAAAAGGAGUUUAUCCAGCUGAAAGGAUCAAUUUAAAGUGAUUAGGAUUUGGGUCUCUUAUGUUCAAACAAUGAUAAUGGUUGAGAAAAGGUAUUAGUUUCAACCUUUGAACCUCGCUGGUUACGGUUCUCCUUUUCACAUUGCAGUUAGCUGAAGUAUAUACAAAUUGAAAAAAAAAUAUACAGAUAUGCUCUGUUUCCUACCACCAUAAAAUGGAAGAGAAAAAUUGGGUAAAAAGAAAAUAAGAGAACCGUGCUAGUUUUUCUCCAUUGCAAGGGAGUGACACACUCCCGUUAAGUUUGAUGAAAUCCUCGAAGGUUGUUUCCUAGUCAAGAGGUUGAAAGACAGUUAUAUUCCUCUAGCGGUGAAUCUCCUGAUCAGUUUAUAUUCAACAAUAUAGUCACAUUCACUUAUCAAUAAAGAACCCGACUCGAGAAGGUAGUUCUAGACAUGUA
Messenger RNA from Cajanus cajan (pigeon pea), 3345 nucleotides. RefSeq lists its product as uncharacterized. Gene Ontology annotation, molecular function: actin filament binding; cytoskeletal adaptor activity. NCBI's taxonomy places the organism in Eukaryota, Viridiplantae, Streptophyta, Magnoliopsida, Fabales, Fabaceae. The record is from RefSeq and is a predicted model, not a curated record. Gene Ontology annotation, biological process: actin crosslink formation. Gene Ontology annotation, cellular component: actin filament.